Molecule: messenger RNA, 2037 nt
Organism: Pollicipes pollicipes
Lineage: Eukaryota; Metazoa; Arthropoda; Thecostraca; Pollicipedomorpha; Pollicipedidae
Product: HEAT repeat-containing protein 1
Exons: 15
Coding region: 1-2037 (678 amino acids)
Biological process (GO): positive regulation of transcription by RNA polymerase I; maturation of SSU-rRNA from tricistronic rRNA transcript (SSU-rRNA, 5.8S rRNA, LSU-rRNA)
Cellular component (GO): small-subunit processome; t-UTP complex; 90S preribosome
Molecular function (GO): snoRNA binding
Source: RefSeq, a predicted model, not a curated record
AUGAACAGCAGCAGCAUCGGCAUCUGUAUCAUCAUCGUCGUGACGCGCCAGCUGUUCUCGGCUCUGGACACGGAGGUCCAGCCGCGCCUGCUCGCCCUGCUGGUGGACCUCUGCACAGACACCAAGCUGUCUGCCGUCUCCUCGCGCGUGCACAAGCAGCUGGGCGAGGACGAGAGCGCCGUGCCCGAACAGAAGACGGUCCGCCAGCAGCUGGCGCUGACGUGCCUGCAGCAGACGUGCGAGCGGCUGCGCGACGCCGCCGAGCCGCCGGACGAGCAGCUGCAGACACGCUUCAGCGUCGAUACGCUGGUGCAGUGUGUCCGCUCCUCCGACAGCCCGCAGACGCACCAGCUGGCGCUCAUCGUGCUCGGCAUGGCCGCCACCAUGCUGCCGGAGAUGGUGCUGCACAACAUCAUGGCCAUCUUCACCUUCAUGGGCUCGUCGAUGCUGCGGCAGGACAACGAGUACAGCUUCCGCGUGAUCGAGAAGACGGUGGAAAGCGUGAUCCCGGCGCUUGUGCAGGCGUCCGGCCUGGUGGCGGCCGGCGGCGAGGUGGUCGUGCCCGUGCUGCGCGUGUUCGUCGACGCGGUGCGCGACGUGCCGCGCCACCGCCGGCUGCCGCUGUUCGCCCACCUCCUGCGCACCGUCGGCGAGCAGAGCCACCUGUGGGCGUGUCUGGUGAUGCUGUCUGACCAGCUCGCCACCAGGGGUGACGUCAAAGACAAGAUGGCCGAAGACACCGUGACGGUGACGGGCGACCGGAGCGCCUCGCUGCUGGUGGAGUUCGCCAUCAGCCUGUGCAGCGAGUUCUCGCUGGACGUGCAGCUAGUGAGCUGCUCCCGCCUGCUGGAGCACACCGAAACGCUAAUGGGCCAGCGGCACGAGGUGGGCGACGCGCCGCGGAAGGGGCGCGGCGCGCGGGCGGGCGCGGCGCCGGCCGUCGCCGCCGACCCCGCCCUGUUCGACCUGGACGCGCACACGGACAAGCAGUUCUACAAGUACUGCCACACGGCCGUCAGCCUCAUCGCGCAGCUGCUGGCGUCGGAGGCGUUCGUGGCGCAGAGCGCGGCGCUGGAUGCGGCGGGUGCGGCGGCGGCGCAGGCGCAGCACCAGCUGCUGCUGGAGCGCAGCGUGCGCCUCAUCACGGCCUGCACGCGCCUCUGCCAGACGCAGCUGCGCGGCCGGCCGGACGCCCUGCGCCACGUGCGCGCCAUCCUGCACCGGCUGUACGCCCUGCUGGAUAAGAUCAACUCGCUGCUACCGGCGGCCAUGUUCCUGUCGGUGGUGUCGGGCCUGCUGGGCAGCCGGCUGACGGUGGUGCGGCGGCGCGCCAUGGAGCUGCUCGCCUCGCGCCUCCAGCUGCAGGCCGACUACUUCAGCGAGGCCGACAGCGACGCCCUCCUGCUGCUCACCGGAGAGCUGGUGACGGCGGCGCAGGCGGGCGCCGAGAACGACGCGGAGGAGGAGGAGGAGGGCGGCUCGGCCCUCAACCGACAGACGGCGCUGUUCGCCCUGAAGCUGCUCUCCCGCCUGCUGGCCGCCCGGCACCCGGCCCACUUCGUGCCGGUGCUGCGCGUGGUCUGCGACCUGGCCGGCGACGCGUCGCUGCCGCCGCCGCUGUUCGCCAGCUGCCUGCUGUGCCUGGCCGAGCUGUGCGCCAGCCUACGCGCCCACGCCAUCGGACGGCUGCCGGCCACAGCCGCCGCCCUGCUGGCCGCGCUGGAGGACGAGGAACGCCGGAGUCACGAGCUGGUGCUGGUGUCGGCCGUGACGCUGGCGCAGAAGCUGGUGGAGUCGCUGGCGCACUUCAUCUCGCCGUACCUGCCGGCGCUGCUGCGCCACGUGUGUCGGCUGUCGGCGGAGCGCGCGGGCGGCGCUAGCAGCCCGCUGCAGCACCGGCUGCGUCAGACACGCCACCACCUGGCGACGGCCGUGCCGCUCAACGCCGUGCUGGCCGAGCUACAGCCGCUGUUCCUGCGGUGCGUUCCUACGGCGCGGGCGGACGGCGCCGCGGGAGGGGAGAGGGCGUGCGGCUGA